This is a messenger RNA of Saprolegnia parasitica CBS 223.65, 751 nucleotides long. RefSeq lists its product as hypothetical. Gene Ontology annotation, biological process: positive regulation of catalytic activity; protein processing. NCBI's taxonomy places the organism in Eukaryota, Oomycota, Saprolegniomycetes, Saprolegniales, Saprolegniaceae. Gene Ontology annotation, cellular component: membrane; gamma-secretase complex; endoplasmic reticulum. The transcript has 4 exons. The coding region runs from base 32 to 751 and encodes 239 amino acids. Gene Ontology annotation, molecular function: protein-macromolecule adaptor activity. The record is from RefSeq and is a predicted model, not a curated record.
CUAAGGGCUGGCAGAUUAUUCGAAGCGUCCGAUGGCCGAGUGGGUGCUCUUCUGGGGCUCGCUCCUCACGGCCUUUGCGCCCAUCAGCGCGCUCUUCCUCCUCGUCGUGGCCCAGCGAGCGCAGCUCGUGAUCCUCGCCAUCACGGCUGCGUUCUUCUACCUCCUUGGGCUGCUCGUCGCGGCGACGGUCUGGACGGCGAUCCCGCCGCUCCAGACCUCGAUCCAAGCCACGAUUCCUAUCUCCAUCUUGAUCCAAGAGCUCUUCCGCUACCUCUUCUUCAACGUCUACGUGCGCUGCGAGCUAGCGGUCAAAAAGGUCACGACCAAGCAGAACCAGCUGCCUCUCAACGACCUGACAACCGCCUUUGCAUCCGGCGUCGGAUUCGCCCUCAUGCGGGCACUCAUGUUGUAUGGCACGGUCUUGGCCGCAAGUGUGCAGGGCGAAGGUGCGGCGUUCACCGACUCGUGCCCAUCCGUGCCGCUCGUGUUUGCGUCCGCGCUGUCGACGCUCGCGCUUACGCUCAUGGACGUGGCGUUGAUGAUCGUCGCGUUUGAGGGUUUCCGCAAAAAGUCGGUCGCUCACAUUGCCGCCGUCGUGCUCAUCCACCUCGGCUCGGGGCUAUCGAACAUGCUCAAUUUGAACGAGGUCGGCUGCAAAGCUUCGAUCCCACUGACGUACGUCGCGACGGCCCUUGCCAUCGCUGCUGCCAUGUUGACGCUCAAGCGGUCGAGCAUGACGUCGUUCCCAUAA